Molecule: messenger RNA, 1544 nt
Organism: Mytilus trossulus (common blue mussel)
Lineage: Eukaryota; Metazoa; Mollusca; Bivalvia; Mytilida; Mytilidae
Product: alpha-2A adrenergic receptor-like
Exons: 2
Coding region: 42-1256 (404 amino acids)
Biological process (GO): neuropeptide signaling pathway
Cellular component (GO): plasma membrane
Molecular function (GO): neuropeptide receptor activity
Source: RefSeq, a predicted model, not a curated record
CUGUGAUUACAGACAUUGCAACCAUCACAAAUAUACGUGCCAUGAAUGCUACUGCCUUAAACAACACCCAAAGUUUCCGGAGAUCUGUGCCGUUUACCUUGGAAUCAUUGUCAGAGAGGAGAGUCUAUAUAAAUAUUCCGUCUAUAAUAUAUACAUUUAUAUUACUGUUUAUCGGCAUACCAGGAAAUGCCACCGUCUUCUACAUCUAUUUUACAAGAUGGAAGAAAAGUUCUACUCGUGUAUUUAUCAUUGCCCUGGCAAUAUUGGAUUUGACAAACUGUACAUUGACAUUCCCAUUUGAGUUGGCACAUAUGUUCAACCCUUUUAACUUCGAUUUUCCCGUAUUGUGUAAGUUAUUUCGUUUCACUACUUACACUUGUAAUAGUGGCGGGGCUUUAUUGCUAAUUGCUAUCGCCGUAGAUCGCCAUAUGAGGAUUUGUAAACCGUAUAAAAAGCCAAUGAACCCAAAGAUAGCCAAACUGAUAUCAAUCGUAAUUAUUGUGACGUCUGUCGCCACGUGUUGGCCAUCUCUUAUAAUAUACGGCAUAGAAGUUCGGCCCAUUACACCAACGAUCGAACUGAAAUUCUGCUUGAUUGAAACUGGAUAUCGUGACACUCAAUACCCAUUGGCAUAUCUUCUUGUUCAGUGCGCAUGCACUAUAGUUAUAUUUAUAGUUUUAGUCGUCAUUUAUUCAAUAAUUGGCGCCCAAGUAUGCCGUCGUUGGAAGUUUCGGACGACAUCGUUAAAGUCCGUGGGCGAUGGUGACGAUGGAGUAAUUGCUGAUAUUUCGUCUAUUAAUUGCAAUGAUAAAGAUGACAGCGUUUGGAAAGACGACGAGGAAAAGGAUAAUAAUUCCUCCCUUGUAAACGAAAAUGAGCCGAAACUGAAACCGAAUGUAGCUAGACUCCCAUAUUUAUCCCAAUCAUCAACCAUGCUUAAGAAGAAAAAAGUGUUUGACUCUCGGGCGAUACGUAUCGGGAAAACAACAAUCAUGUUAUUUGUGGUUACCAUUGCGUACAUUCUAUGUUUCUCGCCAUUCUUAGGGUUAGCUAGUCAUCGAUCGAUAUAUCCAGAACGAUGGUUGAAUCUAUCUCAGGCCGGAGAAACACUUUAUCAAUUUUUCUUGCGAUCCUACUUAGCAAACUGUGCUAUCAAUCCAAUCAUAUACUCUUACUUUAACCGGAUAUUCCGACAGGAGUGUGUCAAGUUUUACCGGAAACUCUUCUGUACAAAACAAAACGUUUAUCAACCUUAAUCAUAUGAUAGGUUAUGUAUUAAAUAUUCUGAGGUUGAAAGUUUAUAUACGCAAUAGUACGGAAAUUUCAACUUCUGACGUUAAUAUUUGCGUUUGAAUGUCUGUUAACGACAUUGAACUUCAGUAAAAAUAACACGAACACGGGCAUAUGUGUUUUGAUUAUAAACAUAUUUGUUUACACUGGUGGUAAACAGAAAUGCAAAAUGAGAUACCAAGGAGCUAGUUAUUAAACAGAAGGAAGAUAAUUACAACCUAUUGUUGCUUAGUUCGUUCAUUUGGAGGAUUGUA